AUGCCUUUCAUCCAAGAGGCCACUAGCCAGGCCGACCCCACCAGCCAGCCGAUUGCCAUCAUCGGUAUUGGUCUGAGAGCUCCCGGCGAUGCUUCUGACCCGGAGAAGUUCUGGCAGAUGCUCGUCGAUGCGCGCUCUGCACGCUCCGAGAUCCCCAAGGACCGUUACAAUGUCGACGGCUUCUACCACCCCGACCCUGAGAGGCUGGGCAGUAUCCAGCCCAGGCACGCCCACUUUCUCAAGCAAGACUUCAAGGUCUUUGACGCCCCCUUCUUCUCCGUCACACCCAAAGAGGCCAAGGCCAUGGACCCCACACAUCGCAUGCUUUUGGAAGCCACCUACGAAGGCUUUGAGAAUGCUGGACUGAGACUGGAAGAUGUUUCAGGGACACAAACUUCAUGCUACAUCGGUACCUUUACCGGUGACUUUCCUAACCUGCAAGCCCGUGAUAACGAGGGACCAUCCAUCUACCACGCUACUGGAUUGUCUUCUUCCCUGGCCUCAAAUCGCCUGUCAUGGUUCUACAACCUGAGAGGACCUUCUAUGACUAUCGAUACUGCUUGCUCGUCAAGUUUGACAGCCUUCCACCUGGCUUGCCAGAGUAUUCGUACCGGAGAGGCGGAAAUGAGUGUCGUCGCCGGCGCCAACCUCAUGUUCGGCCCGGACAUGUCCAUUCUCCUUGGAGCCGCCAAGAUUCUCUCUCCCGAGGGAAAGUCCAAGAUGUGGGACGCCAACGCCAACGGUUUCGCCCGUGGUGAAGGUUUCGGCGUUACCAUUCUGAAGCCCCUCGAUGCCGCCCUCCGCGACGGCGACACCGUUCGUGCCGUCGUGUUGGCGUCGGCAGCCAACGAGGACGGCAGGACACCUGGUAUCUCUCUGCCCAACAGCGAGGCCCAGCAGGCUCUUAUCCGCACGGCGUAUCGCAACGCUGGCGUCGACCCGGCGGAGACGGGCUACGUUGAGGCCCACGGCACUGGUACCCAGGCCGGUGACCCCUUGGAGGCACGCGCCAUCCUGAACACCAUCGGCGACCAGCCCGGUCGCAAGUCUGAGCUCUAUGUGGGUUCAGUCAAGACCAACAUCGGACACUUGGAGGGUGCUGCCGGUGUCGCUGGUGUCAUCAAGGCCGCUCUCGCCAUCGAGAGGGGUCUCAUUCCCCAGAACCUCUGGUUCGAGGAGCUCAACCCCCAGAUCGAGCUUCCUGAUAAGGUCAAGAUUCCCCAGACUCUGACCGUCUGGCCCAGCACUGGGCCUCGGAGAGCCAGCAUCAACUCCUUCGGAUUUGGAGGUGCCAACGCUCACGUUAUUCUUGAGGACGCUGCUUCUUACCUCUUCCGCCAUGGCCUCCCCGGACGCCACGCCACCGUCUCUCGCCCUCUCCUCCCCAAGUCUUCCACCUCCGACGAUGGUACCGGAAGUACCGCCAGCGAGACAGAGCCCACUCCCAAGCUCAUUGUCCUUUCUUCCAAUGACCAGGAGGGUGUCAAGCGCAACGUCGAGCGUCUAAGUGAAUAUCUCGAGACCAAGACCUCAACAUCAUCCACCUACAUGAACGACCUCGCUUACACUAUGGCUUCCAAGAGGACCGCUCUGCCAUGGAAGUCUUUCGCCAUUGCUUCUGACGUUGCCACUCUGCAGGAGAACUUGGACACCAUCCCCGCCGUCAUCCGCUCUUCAAACUCCACUGUUCCCCGUGUCGCCUUUGUCUUCACCGGCCAAGGUGCCCAGUACUUCAAGAUGGGCAAGGGUCUGUCCGUCUACAAGGUGUUCCGCGACAGCAUGCUCCGCUCUGAGACCGUCCUGAAGGCUCUUGGCUGCACAUGGAACCUGACCGAGGAGCUCAGCCGCCCUGAGGCCGAGUGCAACCUGCGCUUCGCUGACUACAGUCAGCCCGCCUGCACUGCUUUGCAGGUUGCGCUUGUUGACCUCAUGAAGUCCUGGGGAGUUUUGCCAGUCGCUGUUGUUGGUCAUUCUAGCGGUGAGAUCGCUGCUGCGUACUGUGCCGGUUACAUCGACCAUGAGGCCGCCGUCAAGAUUGCCUGGUUGAGAGGUCAGGUUUCCAAGACUGUCUCCCAGGAGGGCGGCAUGUUGGCCGUUUCUGCUAGUGCCGAGAGCAUCAGCGAGCACCUUGAGUCUCUCAAGAAUGGCAAGGCUAUCGUGGGCUGCUACAACAGCCCCAAGUCGUGCACUGUGUCUGGUGAUGGCACUGCCAUCGACGAACUCCAGGAGGUCCUGAAGGAGGCUCAGAUUCCUUGCACGCGCCUGGGCAUCGACGUUGCCUACCACUCUUUCCACAUGGAGGCCGCCAGACAAGCCUACGAGUCUGCUCUUGCCGGCAUUCCCCACAGCUCCUCUGAUAUUCCUCUCUUCUCUUCCGUUACGGGCGAGGUUGUUGAGCCGGAGCAGAUGCAGCCCUCUUACUGGGUUGACAACCUGGUCUCCCCGGUUAACUUCGUCGGCGCCGUUCGCUCGCUGCUGCAUCACACCCAGGGCAAGGCCAAGUCUCACGACAGAUCGGCUUUCGCCAGCGUCUUCGUCGAGCUUGGUCCUCACUCUGCCCUGAGAAGCUACCUCCUGGACACCUUUGCUACCGAGGACCGCUUCUCCGACUUGUCUUACGCCACCGUUCUCAGACGCAAGUUUGACGGUGUCCAGACUGCUUUGGAAGCCGCUGGUCAGCUUUGGGCCAAGGGAUGUGUCGUCGAUGUCAACAGAGUCAACGAGAUCAGCGACAGCCCCAACAUGCUGGUUGACCUUCCUCCUUAUGCUUGGAAUCACACACGUGCGUUCUGGGACGAGUCGUACCUUAGCCGCGAGUACAGACUUAGGGAGAAGCCCCGCACCGAUCUUCUCGGCUACCGCAUCCCCGGUACCCCCGAUCCUACCUGGCGCAACUUCCUUCGUUGCAAUGAGAACCCCUGGAUCCGCGAGCACAAAGUGCAGGGUGACAUUCUCUACCCCGGUGCUGGUAUCGUAGUCAUGGCCAUUGAGGCGGCUCGCCAGCUUGCCGAGGAGCACGCUGAGGAGGAAGUCUUCGGAUACGAACUCCGUGAUGUUGCCAUCGACACUGCUCUCAGAGUGCCUGACACCGACAAGGGUAUCGAGGUCAUGAUUCAGCUGCACCCCCGACGCACUGGAACCAAGGCUGGCCCUUCUGCCACUCUCAACGAGUUCGCCGUCUCCUCUUGGUCCGAGGAGAUCAAGGAGUGGACGGUCCACGCCCGCGGUCUGGUCUCUGUCACUUACAAGUCUUCAUUGUCUCCCGCCAUGCAGCGCGAGCUGGCACUUGAGAACGAGCGCUACGCCAAGUCCUUCGCCGACGCCAAAGAGAUCUGCCAGAAGCCCGCCCGCAGCUUUCUCUACGACACCGUCGAGACCAUUGGCAUGCAGUAUGGCCCGACUUUCCGCAACAUGACUGAGCUGUUCGCCGGUCCCAACUCCAGCUACGGUGUUAUCAGCGUUCCUGACACCAAGGCCGUCAUGCCCAAGGGCUUCGAGUACCCUUCCGUCGUCCACCCGGCUACUCUCGACUCCGUCCUUCACCUGCUGUUCCCUUCCAUCAGCGGAGAGGAUCAGUCUCUUAGCGAGGCCGUUGUUCCUUUCUCCUUCGACCGCAUUUUUGUGUCCGCCAAGCUUUCUUCCGUGCCCGGAACCAAGCUGCAUGGUUGCUCCACCGCCCAGAAGACCAGCUACACCACCUGGAAGUCUUCCAUCACCAUCUCUGAGGACCAGUCGGAGCCCAUGAUUAUCAUGGACGGUGUUUCUUUGGCGUCGGUUGGUGAGGGAGAGGCGUCUCAGUCCCAGGAGACCAGGGCUUCUUGCUUUGGUCAGUACUGGCACGAGGAUGCCGACCUUCUUGAGCCUGCUCAGAUCAAGGAGCUCGUCUACAAGCGCACACUCAAGAGCAAGGACGACGACUCUGUGCUUGACAAGCUUGAGUAUGUCUGCUUGGUCUACAUCUACCGCUGCCUCGCAUGGUUGGAGAGCGAGGAGGGCAAGGCACACGUUCCCCAGGACGGAUUCUGGAAGCUCUACGUUGAGUGGAUGCACGAUACCAUUAAGCAAUUCCCUCCUCUGUCCGAGAACGAGGCCGAGGUUGAAGCUGAGAUGGAAGCUUGCCGCAAGAGGAUCGUCCUCUCUGACAGUGGUGACAUUACUGUCCAGAUGGUGGACCGUAUCGGUCAGAACUUGGGACGCAUCUUCUCCCACGAGGUCGAGCCCCUUCAGGUCAUGACUGAGGGCGACCUCCUCUACACGUUCUACCGCGGCGCCUUCGGUACCAGCUUCAACACCAACGUUGCCGAGUACGUUGGUCUCAUCGCCGACAAGAGCCCUGGACUGAAGAUCCUGGAGAUUGGUGCCGGCACGGGUGGUACUACAUACCACGUUCUUGAGCGUCUUCGCAAUGCCGACGGAUCUUCCAAGGCGUCCAAGUACACUUUCACGGAUAUCUCUCCCGGUUUCCUCGCCAAGGCUGCCGACCGUUUCUCUACCGAUGCCUCUAUUAUGGAGUUCACUACCCUGAACAUCGAGAAUGAGCCUACCGAGCAGGGCUUUACCCAUGAGACAUACGACCUCAUUGUCUGCGCUAAUGUUCUCCACGCCACCAAGAGCAUCCAGGAGACUCUUGAUCACUGCAAGUCUCUGCUCAAGCCCGGUGGUCGCCUCGUUCUAUCUGAGGUUACUAUCAAGCGCAUUUUCUCCGGCUUCAUCAUGGGUCCUUUGCCGGGAUGGUGGCUUGGAGAGGAGGACCACCGCAAGGGAGGUCCUCUUCUUGAUGUCGACGAGUGGCAGACCGCUCUCAAGCUGGCUGGAUUCUCUGGUGUUGAUGUUGACAUCCGCGGUGACCGUGAGGCUUCCAAGGAGCCCGUCUCCCUGAUCAUCUCCACCAAGCCUGCCAAGGAGGUCGCUGGUCCUUCUGAGUUUGUUGUCAUCAGCACUGGUUCUGAGAGCUCCGACAAGCUUGCCGUAGCGAUUCAAUCUCAAUUCGCCAGUGCCGGUCAGAAUAUCUCGGUUGCCCAGUGGAACACCAUCUCCGAGGAGCAAGUCUCCGGAAAGUACUGCCUGUCCCUCGCUGAGUGGGAGAGCCCCAUUCUUGCCAAUCUUACCGAUGAGAACUGGGAGAAGCUUCGCCAAGUCAUCUUGAGCUCUGCUGGAACUCUCUGGAUCACUGGUGGUGCGGCCAUGGACUGUCCCGACCCGAUGAAGUCCCUGAUGGUUGGUCUCGCCAGAGCUAUUCGCAAUGAAGACGCCGGUGUCCGCCUUGCUACCCUCGAUCUCGAGACUUCCGACAAGAUCACCAUCGAGACCGCUGCCAAGAACGUUCUCAAGGUUGCCUUCGAGCAUGCCCGAGGCGACGGUUUCGAUGGCGAGUACGCCGCUCGUGAGAGCCUCGUCUACGUUCCCCGCGUCGAAAGAACUCUCAAGGUCGACGGUUCCCUCCGCAAGUACGAGGCCAAGGGCCGGCCUGAGCUCGUCUCUUUCAAGGGCUGCGGACGUCCCCUCAAGCUUACCAUCAAGACCCCUGGUCUCCUUGACACCUUCCGAUGGGAGGAGGACGAGACCUACUACCAGCCCAUGCCAGAGGACUGGAUCGAGAUCGAGGUCAAGGCCGUCGGUCUCAACUUCAAGGAUGUUCUCGUUGCCCUCGGCAACCUUGCUGAGAAUAAGCUUGGUGUCGAUGCCUCCGGUGUUGUCACCCGCGUCGGAUCUGCUGUCACCGACUUCAAGGCUGGUGACCGUGUCAUGACCGCUUCCUGCGACACUUUCGCCACUUACGUUCGCUUCCCUGCCAAGGGCGCAAUCCCGGUCCCUGAGCAUAUGAGCUUCGAAGAGGCUGCUUCCAUGCCCCUCAUCUUCCUGACUGCCUACUACUCUCUCGUCACUGCUGGUGCGCUCUGCAAGGGCGAGAAGAUCCUGAUCCACGCCGCCGCCGGAGGUGUCGGUCAGGCUGCCAUCAUGAUCGCCCAGCAGAAGGGAGCCGAGAUUUUCGCUACCGUCGGCCCCGAGGAGAAGAAGCAGCUCAUCAUGGAGCAGUACGGCAUCCCUGAGGACCAUAUCUUUAGCAGUCGUGACACCAGCUUCGCCAAGGCCAUCAUGCGCGCCACUAACAACCAGGGUGUGGAUGUUGUCCUCAACUCCCUCGCCGGCGAGGCUCUUCGUCUCUCCUGGCACUGCCUGGCCAAGUUCGGACGUUUCCUCGAGAUUGGUAAGGCCGACCUCUUCGCCAACACCGGUCUCGACAUGAAGCCCUUCCUUGACAACAAGAGCUACAUUGGUGUCAACCUCCUCGACUUCGAGAACAACCCCACUCCUCGUGCCGUUGCUCUCUGGGAGGACACUGCCAAGCUCAUCCACAACGGCUCCGUCAAGCCCAUUGCCCCUAUCCAGCUCUUCACCAUGGCCGAGGUUGAGAAGGCUUUCCGCUACAUGCAGGCGGGUAAGCACAUGGGCAAGGUCGUUGUGCGCGUUGACGAUGCGGACAUGGUUCCUGCUGUGCCUCGCACUCCUCGCGUUGACAUCCAGGCCGAUGCUACCUACGUCGUCUCUGGUGUCGGUGGUAUCUGCAAGGAGAUUGGUCGUUGGUUGGCCGAGAAGGGUGCCAAGCACUUGGUCCUUCUCUCUCGUUCUGCUGCCAGCAGUGAGGAGAACAAGGCCUUCGCUUCUGAGCUCCAGCGUACCUACGAGGCCAACACCUACGCUUACGACUGCGAUGUUGGCAAUAAGGCUGCUCUGCAGCAGGUUUUGGCCGACCUCAAGUCUAAGAACGUCCCUGAAAUCAAGGGAUGCGUCACCGGUGCCAUGGUCCUUCGUGAUACCCUCUUUGACAAGAUGACGGCGGACCAUGUCCGAACCACCGUCGGCCCCAAGGUCCACGGCACCUGGAACCUUCACGAGCUGCUCCCUCGUGACCUUGACUUCUUCGUCAUGCUCAGCUCUCUGGCCGGUGUCAUGGGUCACCGCGGACAGGGCAACUACGGCUGCGGCAACAUCUUCCAAGACUACUUCGCCUCUUACCGCCGCAGCCUGGGUCUGCGCGCCAUGACAAUCGACAUCGGCUACCUCCUCAGUGUCGGCUUCGUCGCCGAGCACGACGAGUACGUCGACCACGUCAAGGCCAUGGGUCUCAAGGUCAUGCACAAGAGCGACCUCCACGGCCUCAUGGCGACCGCCUUGGAGGGCACAGACGCCCACCCGCCCCAGGUCAUGUGCGGUCUGCCCUUCAACGAGCACGACGACGCCUGGUACUGGAUCCAGGACCAGCGCUUCGCCGGUCUCCGCAAGACGGCUGCUGGUGCUGGGGCCGCGGGCGGAGCUGCCAUCUCCUUGCGUGACGAGCUUUCCCGCUGCGGAAAGGUGGAUGACGAGGCUGUGCAUCUGAUUACUUCCGCGCUGGUGCAGCGCUUGGCCAAGUUGAUGAUGAUGCCCGAGGACGACGUUGAUGCCGGCAAGCCCCUGAGCGCUUACGGUGUUGAUAGUCUAGUUGCGGUUGAGGUGCGCAACUGGAUUGCGAAGGAGGUGGCGGUGGAGGUCAGUGUGUUUGACAUCAUGGCGAACAUUCCCAUGAGACAGCUUGCCGCGGAUUUGGCGGGCAAGAGCAAGCUCUUGGUUCAGGAGUCUUCAUAA
This is a messenger RNA of Colletotrichum gloeosporioides, 7626 nucleotides long. Its product is annotated as Highly reducing polyketide synthase azaB. NCBI's taxonomy places the organism in Eukaryota, Fungi, Ascomycota, Sordariomycetes, Glomerellales, Glomerellaceae. Gene Ontology annotation, molecular function: oxidoreductase activity; phosphopantetheine binding; 3-oxoacyl-[acyl-carrier-protein] synthase activity. The transcript is spliced from 7 exons. The record is from RefSeq and is a predicted model, not a curated record. Gene Ontology annotation, biological process: fatty acid biosynthetic process; secondary metabolite biosynthetic process. Bases 1 to 7626 code for a protein of 2541 amino acids.